AUGUGGUUUUGCUGGCCUCAUCUGGUUGCUUGCAUCUAUCCAACCCGUCUUGACGGUAUCACUCAAUGGUCGCCCAAUCGACAUCUCAUUGCCAAGGGGGGUCAUGACAGCCAAAACACGCUCCAUGCGGUGGCCACCGAGCGACAUGGGCAAAACAAUUGCGCCCCGGCACUCGCUUCGGCUUCUCCCGACCGACUGAACAUUCACCUGCACAUGCCCGAGGUCUGCCCACGGUCAGAUACCAAUCCGGUCAGAGAUGGCAUACCUGAGCCCUUGUCCCCAUCCACGGUCCACUCCAUCACGGAUCCCAGUCUCGUCAAACGAAGCACUUCCUUGACAAGUUUCACGCCCAAUCCCGGGUCUCAGCUUGCAGAUCGAUGGAUAAUCUGUGCCUCAGGGCCUCCCAUUUGCAUCAACCGAGCAGCCGCAGCACAACCACCGAAGAGCAACCUGAAAGAACGGCAAGGAGCCAUUCUACAACUGCGCUCGUUUACGGCAUCUCUGCCGACCUUGAAGCCACGGGGAGUCGCCCUAGUCACCAGCAAUAACCAGCACGCCAAGCUCCCACGGCAACCAUUCCUCCUCCAAAAAAAGUACGCAAACCACCACUCAGCACCGUUCUCACCUGCGCCCUCUGCAGAAGCAGGAUGA
Molecule: messenger RNA, 651 nt
Organism: Colletotrichum lupini
Lineage: Eukaryota; Fungi; Ascomycota; Sordariomycetes; Glomerellales; Glomerellaceae
Exons: 3
Coding region: 1-651 (216 amino acids)
Source: RefSeq, a predicted model, not a curated record